AGCAGUUGACGGUUAUUUAAUUACACAACAUAACCUUAUGAAUUGAAACCCAUAAAACCAGAUUUCCUUCACGAUGCGGAAGCUAGUUAGAUGUAAAAUUGAGUUCGAUCAUGGAUUCAUGAAAGGAAGUGGAAGCGUUAAGCUGGUAGAAUAACAUUGAAAUUCUGUUCUCUUGGUAAGAUACAAAUAUCCAGAAUGAAGAAAUAACACCUUAAGUAUCAGUGAUACUGUAUCACUAGUAUUUGAAGCCUUGAGCUAAAAGGUUUCAUGAAGGAAGAGAACUAGAAAUGGAUAACACCAGCAAUCUUAAUGGCAAUACCCCUUCUUCUGGUAGAUUAUAUGAAGGAAAAUACGCAACAUAUUUCUCUACCAUGAAUCCCUUGGCUGCUAGAAUUUACGAAGACAUAAACAAAGCCGAAGAUAAGUGUCCAAACUUUGCCACAUUGUCCUACGAUGAAAAAUGUUCAGUAAUUGACAAACACUUGCUGUCACCUACUACAGAAAGAAACACCUCGCAUACCACCGCACUUUUACUUUCAGUGUAUCCCAAGACGCCAGUGGUUGAAAAUUAUUCAGAUGAUAGCAGCUCAAGCAUUUUAACUGGCCGAGGGAACUCUGGACGGUUCAGUUCUUGCACCGAAAGUCAAAUUGAAUCAUGCAACUUGACAAAAUUGUUAAAAAGAGUGACGCUGUUGACUAAGAAAAAGCAAUAUGAGCGAUCAUCCAUGAGCAAAAAGACAAAAGCUCCAGCCCCAAAACCUAACAACAAUAUAAUGGUGUCCAAAUCUAGUACAGAAAGUUUUUCGGAUGAAAUUUUAACCACAACAAAUCAUUUCAAGUCCACCAACGACAGUGAAAUCUGGCAUCAUAUGAAUGACAAUAAUAGAGAAAAUAAUUUAAAGUGUUUGGUUUCCUCUACAAUGACUAAUACGAAGUACUCUAAUAAUGAGCCUGUUGUUUCACAUAAAUUUUUAACAAGAGCAGAAACUCAUGAUAAGGAUGAUGAGGAUCGAUUACCACAACAGAAACAAAACUCUGACCUCAUUGCAGAACUUCAAGCAAAGUUGAAACGCAAAGACUGCGGAGAUCAAGGAGGGCCUGGAAAGCAUCACGUUCUGAAACCCAAGGCGCCACCCCCACCACCGCCUUCACAGAAAGUGGCUAAUACUGGAAACGUAACGUCAUCAAGAGAAACGGAUAAGAGUUUUAAGAAACCAUUGGAAGCUCAAGAUGAGUUUGUUGUGGACGUAUCCAGUCCAUGCCGGAUUGCCACUCCCAAAACUGGAUUUGACUUUUUGGACAACUGGUAGAUUAUGAACAUUGAUCAUCAUUGAUUGCUGUGGGUCAAGUCAUCAACGUUCAUACAUAUUAUUAUGUAUUAGUAUUUGUUAAUUUAUUUUAAUAUGUUUAUGUAAAAACUGCUGUAUAAAGCAUAAAGCCAAUAACAAUGUUUUCACUUUUUUAACAAUAAAAAA
This is a messenger RNA of Folsomia candida, 1475 nucleotides long. RefSeq lists its product as uncharacterized. The record is from RefSeq and is a predicted model, not a curated record. NCBI's taxonomy places the organism in Eukaryota, Metazoa, Arthropoda, Collembola, Entomobryomorpha, Isotomidae. The coding region runs from base 288 to 1310 and encodes 340 amino acids. The transcript has 4 exons.